Glycine soja is the source of this 663-nucleotide messenger RNA. Its product is annotated as probable glutathione S-transferase parA. Gene Ontology annotation, cellular component: cytoplasm. The record is from RefSeq and is a predicted model, not a curated record. The coding region runs from base 4 to 663 and encodes 219 amino acids. The transcript is spliced from 2 exons. Gene Ontology annotation, biological process: glutathione metabolic process. Gene Ontology annotation, molecular function: glutathione transferase activity. NCBI's taxonomy places the organism in Eukaryota, Viridiplantae, Streptophyta, Magnoliopsida, Fabales, Fabaceae.
AAAAUGGCAGAAGCCAAUGUAGUGCUGUUGGAUUUCUGGCCAAGCUCUUAUGGAAUGAGAGUGAAAAUCGCUUUGGCAGAGAAGGGUAUCUCAUAUGAGUGCAAACAAGAAGACUUGGAAGCUAAAAGUUCUCUGAUUUUAGAGAUGAACCCGGUUCACAAAAUGAUACCAGUUUUGAUUCAUAAUGGAAAAUCCAUUUGUGAAUCACUCAACAUUGUUCAGUACAUUGAUGAGGCAUGGAACCUCAAACCUUCUCUACUUCCAUCUGACCUUUACAAACGAUCCCAAGCCAGGUUUUGGGGCGAUUACACUGACAAAAAUGUAUACAAUGCUGUGAAGAAGGUAUGGACAGGGAAGGGUAAAAAACAAGAAGAGUUCAAGAAACAAUUUAUACGAUGCUUGAAGACCAUGGAAGAUGAACUUGGAGACAAGCCAUAUUUUGGUGGUGAGGACUUUGGGUAUGUGGAUGUGGCUCUUGUUCCCUUCACUAGCUGGUUUUACACGGUUGAGACCUGCGGGAAACUAAGCAUAGAGGAAGAGUGUCCCAAACUUCUGGCUUGGCCAAGAGGUGCAUGGAAAAAGAGUGUGGCCAAGUCACUCCCUCACCCACACCAGAUCUAUGCCUUUGCCAUGCAGUAUAAACAGAGACAUGGACUUGAGUAG